CGUGCCUAAUCUGCUUAAGGUGGUUCACUUGACUCCCACAACCACUAUCCCGGAUGGCUCGUGGCUCGACCUGCGUUCCCACAACCACUAUUCCGGAUGGCUCGACCUGCAUUCUUAACUCCAUCACUUCGGGUGGAUCGACCUGCGUUCUUAACUCCAUCACUUCGGAUGAAUCGACCUGCCUUGGCUCGUGACAAUUUUUGCCUCAACAUCUGCAAGCUGACAACAAAUAAAAUUUCCGUGCGGUCGGCACGGACCACGGAGGAAGCGGAGAAAGGUACCUUCGAUCUACUUACAGUCACCAAGAUGUACACGUCAGACCUCCAAGAAAUGGGGCUGUCCAUGAAAUUGAUACGGAGGAACGUUGCAGGCUCACAAAAUGAUCUUCGUGCGUUGCGAGUGUAUCAGGAUGCACUACAAGGUAGUGCGCCUUCUGGCCCUGAUGACACUGCCCGGCUCGAACGGGUGCUUAGGGAAAUGAACGAACUUAGACUCGCAAAGGCAAAGGAGGAGCUCUUUUGGGCUGAGCGCCAGGGACGUGUUGUUUCACCUAUCGUCGAUGAUGUUUCAGGUUUGAGUGAAGACGAAAAGGUUCAAGUUGGUAAUGUCCUGACAAACAUCACGAUGUACGGGGUCCAGGGUGCAGCGUGGAAUGCACUUAUUCUUCUUACAUUGUUCAUCACUCUCGUGACCUUUGUACUUCGGUAGAGACGGUCAGAUAGAAUUUAAUCUUUCAUAUCAUCAAACAAG
Micromonas commoda is the source of this 750-nucleotide messenger RNA. RefSeq lists its product with no specific name. The record is from RefSeq and is a predicted model, not a curated record. Bases 97 to 708 code for a protein of 203 amino acids. Lineage: Eukaryota; Viridiplantae; Chlorophyta; Mamiellophyceae; Mamiellales; Mamiellaceae. The transcript has a single exon.